AUGCGCCGCCCUGUGUCCCUCGGUAAACGUCCGCCGCCGUCAUCUUUUCAGCUUCCCGGCGGCGAUGGCGGCCUAGCUCUACACCCUUUCAACAUCUCAAUCAAAACCCGACUAAAUUUAAGAAGAAAAAUGGUGGAAUCAUCGUCUUCUACAAAAUUACCUCCAUGGCUUGAAUCUUUACUCUCAGAAACGUACUUCAUUCCUUGCAUGAUUCACGAAGACGCAAAAAAGAACGAGAAAAAUAUAUUUUGUCUCGAUUGCUGCGAAGCUAUUUGCCAUCACUGUCUCGAUCUUCACACCUCUCAUCGUCUUUUACAGAUACGGAGAUAUGUGUAUCAUGAUGUUAUACGAGUCGGAGAUGCUGAGAAAUUAAUGGAUUGUUCUUAUGUUCAAGCGUACAUAACAAACAGUGCUAAAGUUGUGUUCUUGAAUCCAAGGCCACAAACAAGAUCUUGUAGAGGAACAAGCAACAAUUGCGUUAGUUGUGAUAGAGGCUUGCAAGAACCACAUCUUUUCUGCUCGAUUUCCUGCAAGAUCAAUCAGAUUCUGAGAAGUGAAGGGAUGAUGUCGGAGUAUCUAUACGACUGUAAAGUUUUGACGCUGCCGGAGCUGGGUUCCGACGACUGUUUCAUGACGCCGGACUCGUUUCUUGAACCUUUUGUUUCUCUGAGGACGUCGUCAGGUUCAAGCGUCAGCUACGGCGGAGUUGAUAGCCUGACAAUUGCUUGCACCGCCACCACAGAGGUCGUGAGGAAAAAGAGAACUUCAAAGUCGGCAAUUCCGGCGGUGGCGCGUAAGCCGGUUACUCCGCCAGCGAUGGAGGUCACCACGAACCGCCGGAAAGGUAUGCCGUGUCGGUCGCCGUUUAAUUGAUGGUUCCGUACGGUCGGGUACGAGUGGGGAGGGUGUAGAAGAAUGGUGGAGGUGCACGAGUCAAAUUUGAAAAUUUGUAUUUUACAAAAAGGUCCUUUGAGAAUGAUGGAUAAUAACAUUAGCACCUCCAAGUUUUGUUUAUUACUCUUACACCCUUGUCACUAUUUAGAUUGUCGUUUUAACGUGUGUUUAAACUUUAAACAUUUAGUUUGUUCAUUGAUACCAUCUAAAGUUGAG
Messenger RNA from Lactuca saligna, 1110 nucleotides. NCBI's taxonomy places the organism in Eukaryota, Viridiplantae, Streptophyta, Magnoliopsida, Asterales, Asteraceae. The record is from the annotation of a GenBank genome assembly.